Molecule: messenger RNA, 2210 nt
Organism: Castor canadensis (American beaver)
Lineage: Eukaryota; Metazoa; Chordata; Mammalia; Rodentia; Castoridae
Source: RefSeq, a predicted model, not a curated record
AUGGGCAGCAGUAACAGGCUAACAGGGGAGAAGAAAAAGGUAAAAGAGGAAAAGCAUGGAUUCUCGUCUGACCCUUAUUUACAAACUUGUGUCUUACAGGCUUAUUUUCACCUAGGAAUCAAUGAAAAGUUAGGACUCUUUGGAAGGCCAGAUAGGCCCAUUGGCUGCCUCGGUACAUCAAAGAUUUAUCGCAUUCUAGGAAAGACUGUGGUUUGUUACCCUAUCAUCUUUGACCUGAGUGAUUUCUACAUGUCUCAAGAUGUUUUAUUGCUAAUAGAUGACAUUAAGAAUGCACUACAGUUCAUUAAACAAUAUUGGAAAAUGCAUGGACGUCCACUUUUCCUUGUUCUCAUUCGGGAAGACAACAUAAGAGGUAGCCGAUUCAACCCCAUAUUAGAUAUGCUGGCAGCCUUUAAAAAAGGAAUGAUUGGAGGAGUCAAAGUUCAUGUUGAUCGUCUACAGACGUUAAUAUCUGGAGCUGUAGUAGAACAACUUGACUUUCUACGAAUCAGUGACACAGAAGAGCUUCCAGAAUUUAAGAGUUUUGAAGAACUAGAAUUUCCCAAACAUUCAAAAGUCAAACGACAAAGCAGCACCCCUGAUGCUCCUGAACUAAAACAACAACCAGAUAUCAGAAUUACUGAAUGGAAAAAUAAAUCCACCAAUGAAAUUCUUCAAAAGCUGAAUGACUGCAAUUGUCUGUCCAGCCAAACCAUCCUGUUGGGUAUACUGCUCAAAAGAGAGGGCCCCAACUUCAUCACAAUGGAAGGUACCAUUUCUGAUCACAUUGAGAGAGUCUAUAGAAGAGCUGGCAGCAAAAAGCUUUGGUUGGCGGUGCGCUACGGGGCUGCAUUUACCCAGAAAUUUUCUUCCUCUAUAGCCCCACACAUUACUACUUUUCUGGUACAUGGGAAGCAGGUAACUCUGGGUGCCUUUGGGCAUGAAGAAGAGGUUAUCUCUAAUCCUUUGUCUCCAAGAGUGAUUAAGAACAUCAUCUAUUAUAAGUGUAAUAUCCAUGAUGAGAGGGAAGCAGUCAUUCAGCAAGAACUGGUCAUUCAUAUUGGCUGGAUCAUCUCCAAUAAUCCUGAGUUAUUCAGUGGCAUGCUGAAGAUACGAAUUGGGUAAGUACUUUGCAUUUGCAUAAAGAGAAUUAUUUAAGCAGUUCUGUAGCAAACUUGGCUUUUCAAUAUGAAGCAAUGCUCCAGGUUUCUGGUGUGUAUUUGGGAAAGUGCCCCUUUCUCCUAAGCUAUGGAAGCAGCAUCUGGUGCUAUGAAGAAAUAAAUACCAGAAAGAAUUCACAUGUUCAUUUAACUCCCAUCUUAGUGAAGUAACUCUGUUCUCUGAUAAAAUCAAACUCUAAGGACCUUCACCAGCUAUGCCAUGUAAAGCACUAAGCACAAUACUUGUAAAAAUACCUAUACAUGAAAUGGGUAAGCCACUAAGAGAAGAAUGAUUCUCAGUAAAACUGGGUGUCAGGAGACACACUCAAAUAAAAAUUUAGUCUUUUCAAGACUAAAAUUCUGCACUGAUUUUCUACUAAAAUUAACAAUUUUUAAUAUCCUAAGUUUUAAAAAGAAAUUGAAAGUAAAGCUCUGGUGAUCCAGAAUCAUCUUAAUCAAGAAUUUUGUGAGGAAGUAGGCCAGAUAUGGUUGCCCAAGCCUGUAAUCUAGCUACUUGGGAGGGAGAAAUCAGGAAGAUUGUGGUUUGAUGUCCAGGCAAAAAGUUCCCUAGACCCUAUCUCACAAUAACCAAUGUUUUACACAUAGUUGCAUAACUAAUAGCACACCUGCCAAACUAGCAUGAGGUUCUGAGACCAACCCCCAGUGCAGCCAAAAAACAAAAAAAAAGGCACACUAUAGUCUAGGGAAAGUUGAUGAGGCUCUGGAAUUCAACAGAACUGAGUCUAAGUCUUGUCUUGGACUUACUAACUCUAUAACAUUGGCUGAAUGACUAAGCCUCUCUAGGCUUGCUUGCUUGCUUAGCCUUACUGCUUUAUCUGAAAAUGAGAUGAAAUAAUAUGUUUUGAAAACCCUAUGACAGCCUAAUGAAGCAUAUUACAAGUAUCAUGUCAAUGUGUCCUAACUGUAAAAGAGCCAAAUGACAUCUAAGCAUAUAGAAUAACAAAUGUUUGAAAAGAAAUAUACAUUUUGUUUGUUGAGUGCAAACAUGUGUAUGUGAAUUGUGGAUAUGUGUACAUAGUUUGCUAACUA